This is a messenger RNA of Pseudocercospora fijiensis CIRAD86, 2183 nucleotides long. RefSeq lists its product as uncharacterized. The transcript is spliced from 3 exons. Gene Ontology annotation, molecular function: phosphatidate cytidylyltransferase activity. Bases 137 to 1927 code for a protein of 596 amino acids. Gene Ontology annotation, cellular component: mitochondrion. NCBI's taxonomy places the organism in Eukaryota, Fungi, Ascomycota, Dothideomycetes, Mycosphaerellales, Mycosphaerellaceae. Gene Ontology annotation, biological process: CDP-diacylglycerol biosynthetic process; cardiolipin biosynthetic process. The record is from RefSeq and is a predicted model, not a curated record.
CCCAACUUCCUCCCUCACGCUUCUAUUCGACUGAGCAACGAUGAAUUGACCAAAACCACAUCCCAAUUUAUUCAAACAUGGCCGACUCUGCCGAUAAACACUGCUAACCCAACGCUUUCGGAAACUCUUGCGCAUCAUGGCUCUUCACCAUAAGCUGGCUUCAUCGCCGGCUUUCCACUCCUUCCUCGGUGCGAACGCUUUCUUCAUCGGCCAUGCAGCAUGGAUCUCGCGGCCUUCUUCUUUCAAAUCUUCACACCACCAGUCCCGACAUUUUGGCGCAGCACAGCAGCUCCGUGAGCAGCAAUUGCAGGAGAACUCACAGUCGCAAAGCCAACCGCCGCCUUCUACAUCUUCGCAAUCGUCAGCUUCGUCAACCAAAAGCUCCAGUUCUGCCUCUUCGUCGGGCAGCUCAAAACGGGAAGAGAAGUCAGCAUUAAAGGAGAAGAAAGCAGGAUGGAGCGCGCAGACAGGCACGGAGAGCAUAACCAAAGACAGUCCGAUGCAAAGUCUGCCUCCCGACUGGGAAGAAAAUGCUGACUACAACAUCAAUAAAUUCUCAGACCUGCCGCACCGCUUUUUCGGCUAUAACCAGCACAUCAAGAUCAACGAGGAUUUCAAAGAAUCCUUAAGACAGGUAUUAUGGCAGUUCAAAGCACCCAUCCGCUACGCUUUUGCCUACGGUUCUGGUGUGUUUGGACAGAAGUCGUCAGGAUCGAGUACGGGUUCUGAAUCUCUGAGCCCGCACCCAAAUCCACCCAAAGCUGUCGAGGACUGGCAGAAAGGUGGAGCAAAGAUAAUCGAUUUCAUUUUCGGCGUCAGUCACACUCAGCACUGGCACAGCUUGAACUUGAUGCAGCACCCAAAGCACUACUCUGCCUUGCGAUAUAUCCCCAACAGCUCUGCAGUGGUCUCCUGGAUGCAAGACAAAUGGGGAGCCGGAAUGUACUACAAUCCCUACAUCACGGUCAACGGCAUUAUGAUCAAGUAUGGUGUCGUCAAUCUGGACACUCUGGCGCGAGAUCUGAGUGAAUGGGACACUCUAUACCUCGCAGGUCGACUUCAGAAGCCAGUCAAAAUUCUUCGAGACGACCCGAGAAUACGGCUCGCAAAUCAGGUCAACCUCAUAUCAGCUCUCCGAACGGCACUGCUAAUGCUUCCGGAGCAGUUCAACGAGCGCCAACUGUAUGAGCGCAUCGCAGGCUUGUCAUACCUGGGCGAUCCCCGAAUGCACUCCUUGAUUGCCUCCGAAGCGCCAAACAAAGUAUCCAAUAUUGUUGGAGCUCAGCUUCCUGGCUUCCGCCAACUUUAUGUUCCGCUCAUUGAGAAUCUGCCAAACGUCGCUUUCACCGAUCCUCGCACACCUAAACAAUACGGAUGGGAGAAGGAAGAUGCUAUCCGACAUACCGAUGGUCUGUCGAUGCAACAAGAUCUCGACGCUACGAAGCGAGGUAACAUGGUGAGACGGCUACCAAAGGAAUUCCGCAAGAAGCUCUACUACCAAUACAAGAGCAAGUUCGGCAUUCCUGGAAGUGCAUUCGACGACAUUUUGAAGCAGACCGAAGACGAGGAUCCCACGGGCUUCAAGCGCCGGGAAGGUGGCGAUUUCGAAAGAAGGAUUGCAGAGCAGGAAGAUUUGCCUGAGGUCAUGUCCAAGUGUAUUCGAUCCACGGUGCAAUGGCCUGCGACGAUGCAAACGAUCAAGGGUGUCUUCACUUCCGGUCUCGUCCGAAGCAUUAAAUACGUCUCAGAGAAGCGCUUAAAAGGCAAGCAGAAGAAGAAGGUAGCCAAAGAGUCUGAAGGAGAGAAGAGCGCCUCAAAUUCGAAAGACGCCGACAAGCCAGCGAAACCGAACAGUGAUGAGAAGAAGUCUCAAGAAUUAGAACAGCCCGAUCCGUUGGAAACCCCCAGGGCGAACAAGAAUGGUUAGCGCUUUUUUUGGCAUGAAUGCAUAGCGAAAAGGAGUUAUGAGGAAACGUGUGGGCAAGGUCUGGGAGGCAUACCAAAAAGCAGUGUCGAAUCAGCCAUAGCCAGGCUGGGAGGGAAGCAAAAUAUAUCAGGUCGAACGCCUUCGUCAAGGUAGAUUCAUUAUUGUAGAUAUUUCCCCAACUGAUUGCGAUCAGAUAGCUGGCAAAAUUCGAAAAGUCAGCAGGCGCUCUUGUUGGAGAGGUCAGCCUCGUUACUCG